UCAAAACGUUCAUGAAGUGAUACAGAAUAGAGUAAUUCAUGGAGCGUACCAAGUUUUCAAAAUGAUAGAGUUUUUUAAGGACCACCCCGUCCUCACCGGACUAGCAGUCUGCGCAGCAGGAGCCGUAGUGUUCUGCUAUUGCAGAAGUAAAUCGAGUGUCGAGAGUGAUGGUCGAGGAGAAGAGACCAAAGAAGAAGUACCCGUCGCGGUACAAGACACCGUCGAGGAUGCCUCCGCCGAUCUUUUACAAGCGGAGAAGUCCUCACAAUGUCGAGAGAUGGUUAUUCACCUAGCCUGUUCUUGGGAGCUUUUGCUGCCCAGCUACAAGCAAGUGUACUCGGAGCUCCACCCCCGGAACCUGCUUAAGAUCUUCAUCAAGCCACGACUGCUGAUGCCCAUUGUAGUCUUUCCCGUGGCUGCUCCAAGGCAAGCAGUCGUUGUCUUUGAGUGUCCCGCUCCCACCGUCGUGCUGGGGGAUAUCCUGUACCUGGUGUCAGCGGUUACCUUCGCCGCUCUUAUAUGCUUCGUUAUUAACUUCGUCAUGAAGAUGCAUAUCCAGUCGAAGGUGAAAUCACUCCAGGGAGGCCGUCUUGCCAGCAUCACAGAGGUUCACGAGAUCCAAGAGAAGACUAUUGCUUGUCCAUCUAUUGCGUUAACCACCGAGGUGAACGCCCAGCCGUCCCCACCCGUAAAGUCGAUGGUGACUGCAUCCUCUACCGGACACAAGAAGCUCCGCCCUUUUGACAUGCGUGCAUCAUGGGACACACAAAGCUUCGAGAGCCUAGCAGCUUGUGCAUCGCGCCAGGGGCGUCAAGUCACACUCCAUCCCUCACUCGUCGAGUCUCUGACUACGCUGAUGAGACCCCUCAGUUUAAAGCAUAAGCAAAUGGAACCUCUGUCAUCGUCAGCUAAACUACCUGUGUUGGUUACAUGUAGUGGAAGACACGCAACCAUCCGACGUCGCGUCAAGGUUUAUCUGAUUGAUUACUGCGCAACAGAGCCAGACCACAUGUCUACUCUCCUAUCUUCUGUCAGCCAGGUGUCACAUGAUGAGCAUGAGUGGAUGGUGGCAGAGAUGUCUGAGCACCUUAAAGCUAACACAGUCAGUGUAACCACUCUGCAACUAGGCGUUGAGGGAAUUGGCAUGGGUUUCAUUGAUACAACAGCCCGCCCUCUAUCAGUGUCUGUAUUUGGAUGCUUGGAGGGGGAAGCUCAGGUCGAGACUAAACAAGACCAAGCUUGCAUCAUGGCGAUUGGAGAAAUGUUCAAGCCGUCCUCGCGGGUGAGACAGACGGUGACGGAAUUGCCUUUCUGUCUCAAGAAGCCCCACGUUCCUCACAUUUGUGGAUCCUGGAAAACUCAAAGUGUUGAGGGAGGCCGUCAUCCCAGCAUCAAGGAGGUGCACCAGAUGCAGGAGGAGACUAGGGCUUGUCCAUCUAUUGCGUCGACAGACCGCCAAGAGAGUGAUGCUCUCGUAACCACCGAGGUGAACAUCCAGCCGUCCUCGUCCGUAAAGAACACGGGGAUUGCAUCCUCUACAGGACUCAAGAAGCUCCGCCUAUUUGACCUGCGUUCAUCAUGGGACACACAAAGCCUCGAGAGCCUAGCAGCUUGUGCAUCGCGCCAGGGGCGUCAAGUCACACUCCAUCCCUCACUCGCCGAGUUUAUGAAUACGCUGAUGAGACCCAUCAGUUUAAAGCUUGAGCAAAUGGAAUCUUUGUCAUCAGCUAAACGGCCUGUGCUUGUUACCAUGCAUGGUAGACAUGCAAUCAUUCGACGUCGCGUCAAGGUUCAUCUGAUGGAUUACUGCGCAACAGAACCAGAUCACAUGUCAGCGAUCCUAUCUUCCGUCAGCCAGGUGUCACAUGAUGAGCAUAAGUGGAUACUGACAGAGAUAUCUGAGCACCUUAAAGCUAACACAGUCGGUGUUUUUACCACUCUGCAACUAGGCCUUGAGGGACUUGGCAUGGGUUUCAUGGGUACAACAGCCCGCCCUCUAUCAGUGUCUGUAUUUGGAUGCUUGGAGGGGGAAGCUCAGGUCGAGACUAAACAAGACCAAGCUUGCAUCAUGGCGAUUGAAGAAAUGUUCAAGUCUUCCUCGCGAGUGAAACAGAUGGUGACGGAAUUGCUUUCCGGUUUCAAGAAGUCUUACCUCCCUCCCAUUUGUGGAUCCCGGAAAGCUCAAAGUGUUGUGGGAGGCCGUCUUGCCAGCAUCACAGAGGUUCACGAGAUCCAAGAGAAGACUAUUGCUUGUCCAUCUAUUGCGUUAACCACCGAGGUGAACGCCCAGCCGUCCCCACCCGUAAAGUCGAUGGUGACUGCAUCCUCUACCGGACACAAGAAGCUCCGCCCUUUUGACAUGCGUGCAUCAUGGGACACACAAAGCUUCGAGAGCCUAGCAGCUUGUGCAUCGCGCCAGGGGCGUCAAGUCACACUCCAUCCCUCACUCGUCGAGUCUCUGACUACGCUGAUGAGACCCCUCAGUUUAAAGCAUAAGCAAAUGGAACCUCUGUCAUCGUCAGCUAAACUACCUGUGUUGGUUACAUGUAGUGGAAGACACGCAACCAUCCGACGUCGCGUCAAGGUUUAUCUGAUUGAUUACUGCGCAACAGAGCCAGACCACAUGUCUACUCUCCUAUCUUCUGUCAGCCAGGUGUCACAUGAUGAGCAUGAGUGGAUGGUGGCAGAGAUGUCUGAGCACCUUAAAGCUAACACAGUCAGUGUAACCACUCUGCAACUAGGCGUUGAGGGAAUUGGCAUGGGUUUCAUUGAUACAACAGCCCGCCCUCUAUCAGUGUCUGUAUUUGGAUGCUUGGAGGGGGAAGCUCAGGUCGAGACUAAACAAGACCAAGCUUGCAUCAUGGCGAUUGGAGAAAUGUUCAAGCCGUCCUCGCGGGUGAGACAGACGGUGACGGAAUUGCCUUUCUGUCUCAAGAAGCCCCACGUUCCUCACAUUUGUGGAUCCUGGAAAACUCAAAGUGUUGAGGGAGGCCGUCAUCCCAGCAUCAAGGAGGUGCACCAGAUGCAGGAGGAGACUAGGGCUUGUCCAUCUAUUGCGUCGACAGACCGCCAAGAGAGUGAUGCUCUCGUAACCACCGAGGUGAACAUCCAGCCGUCCUCGUCCGUAAAGAACACGGGGAUUGCAUCCUCUACAGGACUCAAGAAGCUCCGCCUAUUUGACCUGCGUUCAUCAUGGGACACACAAAGCCUCGAGAGCCUAGCAGCUUGUGCAUCGCGCCAGGGGCGUCAAGUCACACUCCAUCCCUCACUCGCCGAGUUUAUGAAUACGCUGAUGAGACCCAUCAGUUUAAAGCUUGAGCAAAUGGAAUCUUUGUCAUCAGCUAAACGGCCUGUGCUUGUUACCAUGCAUGGUAGACAUGCAAUCAUUCGACGUCGCGUCAAGGUUCAUCUGAUGGAUUACUGCGCAACAGAACCAGAUCACAUGUCAGCGAUCCUAUCUUCCGUCAGCCAGGUGUCACAUGAUGAGCAUAAGUGGAUACUGACAGAGAUAUCUGAGCACCUUAAAGCUAACACAGUCGGUGUUUUUACCACUCUGCAACUAGGCCUUGAGGGACUUGGCAUGGGUUUCAUGGGUACAACAGCCCGCCCUCUAUCAGUGUCUGUAUUUGGAUGCUUGGAGGGGGAAGCUCAGGUCGAGACUAAACAAGACCAAGCUUGCAUCAUGGCGAUUGAAGAAAUGUUCAAGUCUUCCUCGCGAGUGAAACAGAUGGUGACGGAAUUGCUUUCCGGUUUCAAGAAGUCUUACCUCCCUCCCAUUUGUGGAUCCCGGAAAGCUCAAAGUGUUGUGGGAGGCCGUUUUGCCAGCAUCACAGAGGUACACCAGAUACAAGAGGAAACUAGGGCUUGUCCAUCUAUUGCGUCGACAGAACUCCAAAAUAGUGUUGCUCUCGUAACCACCGGGGUGAACGUCCAGCCGUCCUCAUCUGUAAAGUCGAUGGUGAUUGCAUCCUUUUCGGGCUUCAAGAAGCUCCGCCCUUUCGACCUGCGUGCAUCAUGGGACACACAAAGCCUCGAGAGCCUAGCAGCUUGUGCAUCGCGCCAGGGGCGUCAAGUCACACUCCAUCCCUCACUCGCCGAGUUUCUGAAUACGCUGAUGAGACCCCUCAGCUUUAAGCUUGAGCAAAUGGAAACUUUGUCAUUGUCAGCUAAACGACCUGUGCUUGUUACCAUGCAUGGUAGACAUGCAAUCAUUCGACGUCGCGUCAAGGUUCAUCUGAUGGAUUACAGCGCAACAGAACAAGACCACAUGUCAGCGCUCCUAUCUCCCUUCAGCCAAGUGUCAAAUGAUAAGCAUGAGUGGAUGGUGGCAGAUAUAUCUGAGCACCUUAAAGCUAAAAAACUCAGUGUUUCCACUCUGCAAUUAGACCUUGAAAGACUUGGCAUAGGUCUCAUGGAUAUGGCAGUCCGUUCUCUAUUAGAGGCUGGAUUUGGUGUCGGGAAGAAAGAAGCUCGGAAGGAAAAAGUCGAGGAGACGAAACAAGAUCAAGCUUGCAUUAUAUCAACUGUAGAAAUGUUCUCGCCGGUGAGACAGAUGGUUAUCGAUUUACCUUUACCAGAUAAACCAGUCCCUGGACCAGUGUAUGAGUCUAAGUCAUCUUCGCUGGAAGAGGAAUGUCAAGGCAAAGAUAUUAAGCUAAAGCAGUAUGAAUGUUUUGAAGAAGAGCCUCAGUACCCAAUGACAGAGACGUUACCCAAAGGUAACGCAGACGGUGUUACAACGCUGGGAACAGAUUUUGCAGGAGGUUUACCAGAUACAGCAGUCCCUGCACCAGUGUAUGAGUCUAAAUCAUCUUCGCUGGGAGAGGAAAGUAAAGGCGAAGACACUGCGCUAGAGCAGGAUGAAUGUUGUGUAGAAGAGCCUAAGUGUUUAAUGUCAGAGACGUUACCCGAAAGUAUCACUGACGCUGUAUCUAUCCAGUAUAACCAGUAUCUCAAAAAGGACGAAAAGUCGUCAAGUGUAGACGAACCACAGCUGGUCAUUGGAGGCGAAGAGGAUCGGGUAUCAAAGAAUUACAACGAUGCUAACCUAGCAACUGAUGCAGGUGUUGUGCAUACUCCAAAUGAAGGCGUUGAUCGGGAGCUUCCCUCGGAUCGCACACCUCCGAUGUCUACUAAUGAUCUGGACACUAGCAAAGAAAACCAGCAGCUCCUUCAUAAGUGCGCCCAAACACAGAAGAAGAAGCCGAAGCGCAAAAACCAAAGACCAAAAACAUCUCAACGCAAAUCACGGAAAGACAAACAAGAGUGUCAGAAGAACGAAAACGAAACAAAAUAUUCGGUAAUAGAAAAGGAAUCCAUCCUUCAUAACUUCAAGACAGAAGCUAUAGUCGAACAAGACGUAGUAUCUGCUAAGCAAUACCCCAUGACAGAGUCAUCAGGCGCGAGACGUGAUGAAAUCAGCCAUCAGUCUCCUCAUAAGUCGCCGACAGCUUCUGAACUAGCCGCAGGUAUAACGGAUGCACAAGAAGGAAAGGUCAAGGGAGGUAAUAAGCUCAACGUUCAGACAAAGCAGAACAAGUCGAAAAAGACGGAUACAAAAAGGCCAAAUUAUUGUCUGUGCAAGAAGUAAAGAUCAAUCUCCGAGAGAGCAAAAACCAGAACAGAAAGGAAAGUAAAAAAAGGAAGCAUCGGAACAAUCAUGUCGAUGAUUACUCCAGAGAGGGCCACGCCUGUGGAGUAAUGGGUAGACCUUCCACGCCUACCACCACCAAGAGGAGUUCAUGCGCCACAGCGACCCAAAAGGGAAACAGCACAGGGAGAGAAAACCACAGAGAAUCAUACCAGGCGAAUGGUAUGGUACAAGAUGGCGCAAGAUCAAUUAAUAGGUAAAG
Molecule: messenger RNA, 5852 nt
Organism: Nematostella vectensis (starlet sea anemone)
Lineage: Eukaryota; Metazoa; Cnidaria; Anthozoa; Actiniaria; Edwardsiidae
Exons: 10
Coding region: 62-5590 (1842 amino acids)
Source: RefSeq, a predicted model, not a curated record